AUGGCAUUCUCUUCAACACCCACAUUCUGCUUCACUUUCACUUUCACUUUCUUGUUUACAACACUCACUACCACAUCUCUCCAACUCGGUAACUCACAACCGAUUCUCAACUCAGUCGAGCAAGAAUCGGUCUAUCAAGUUCUCGAGUCACUUAACUCAAACAUCUCAUGGCGGUCGCUUUUCCCUGAUGACUUAUGUUUAUCUGGCCCGCACGGCGUUGUUUGUGACUACAUUACAAUCACACAAACUUUACAUAUUGUAGAGCUAAAUUUCGGGGUUGUAUCAGAUUUUGACCCGAACCCGACUUGUACACCAAACUCAACAUUACCCGACCCGGUUUUGUUUUCAAAUUUUCCACAUCUUAGAAAACUAUUCUUCUAUCAAUGUUUCACUCAUAAACCUGUUUCUUUACCCGACUUUUACCGGGUCGGGUCGGGUUUUGAGGAGCUUGUUUUUAUUGAUAACCCGGGUCUUUUUGGUUCAUUAAGUGACAACUUUGGUGGAAUGAAGUCACUACGCCGGUUGAUCAUCACCGGAAGUAAUGUCUCCGGCGAGAUUCCGGUGGGGUUUGGUGAGUUGAUAAAUCUUGAAGAAGCUACACUUUCUCGAAAUGGGUUCACCGGAGUCUUGCCGGGAAAUUUGUCAAAGUUGGAAAAGUUGAAAAUUCUUGAUUUUAGUCAAAAUGGGUUCACCGGAAAAGUGCCCGGGUCAAUUGAUGGGCUGAAAAACUUGCUGAAAAUUGAUUUGAGUUAUAAUAAAUUUUCCGGCGAGAUUCCGGCGAAAAUGGAGGGUUUAAGGGGUUUAGAGUUUUUGGAUUUAAGUUACAACAGAUUUGUUGGUUGUGGGGUGCCUUUAUUUUUAGGUAACAUGAGUAAAUUAAAGGGGGUGUAUUUGAGUGGGAAUGAAUUAGGAGGGGUAAUUCCUGACAUAUGGGAAAACUUGAGGGGUAUCAAUGGAAUUGGGUUAUCAGGGGUUGGGCUUAUUGGUGUGAUUCCAACUUCAAUGGGGGCAUAUUUGGGGAAUUUGAGUUAUUUGGCCCUUGAUAACAACAAUCUAAUAGGAGAAGUGCCAAAGGAGUUUGAGAAAUUAGGCAUGUUAAAUGAGUUGGAUUUAAGUAACAAUAGUUUGAGUGGAAAGUUACCAUUUUCUAAAGAGUUUAUGGUUAAAGUUGGUAAAAAGUUAAAGGUAGAAGGAAACCUUGAGUUGUGUAUGGAUGAAGGGGUAAUCAAGUCAUUUAAUAAAGUUAGUGGUUAUUUGGGUCAAGUGAAGGUAUGCAGCAAGAUUGAAGAUCCUAGAUAUGCCUUUUUAUAUGGGACUAGUUCUUCAACUAGAAAUAGUGGGCAUGUCUAUUGUCUAUUGGUUUUGUUUAUAUUGUUAUUGUAGAGAUGAUUUAUGUAGUUAAGGAUAGAAACUAACACAUUUUGUCAUGCUACCUUCAAGGAAAGGAAAUGAUGUAAUUAAACUUCUCAAAGUUAUAGAGUUGGGUUAUUUUGAA
This is a messenger RNA of Erigeron canadensis, 1495 nucleotides long. RefSeq names its product protein TOO MANY MOUTHS. The transcript has a single exon. The record is from RefSeq and is a predicted model, not a curated record. Lineage: Eukaryota; Viridiplantae; Streptophyta; Magnoliopsida; Asterales; Asteraceae. The coding region runs from base 1 to 1383 and encodes 460 amino acids. Gene Ontology annotation, molecular function: protein binding.